Striga hermonthica is the source of this 564-nucleotide messenger RNA. The record is from the annotation of a GenBank genome assembly. Lineage: Eukaryota; Viridiplantae; Streptophyta; Magnoliopsida; Lamiales; Orobanchaceae.
AUGGCCUCACCAAGAAUAAAGAAAGAAAGAAAAUUGAAUGGAAAGCGAACCUUGUUUGUAGAAGACAGAGAGUCCGAAAUCGGUGGCCUUGAGCGGUGCAUCCUCUGCCUUGCUGAGCAGCAAGAAAUUCUCGGGCUUCAAAUCCCUAUGAAUAACCCCCAUCGAAUGGCACGUGUGCACAAUCUGCACAAUAGUCCUGAGCAGGGAGGCGGCCGCACGCUCCGUGUAGUGGCCCUUUGCUAUGAUGCGGUCGAAGAGCUCCCCACCGGCGCAGAGCUCCAUGACGAGGUGGACCGAGUGCUUGUCCUCGUAGGCCCCCUUGAGCUCGACGAUGUUGGGCUGGCCCGUGAGGUGGUGCAUGAUCUGGACCUCACGGCGCACGUCCUCGAUGUCCUCCUUGUUGGCCAGCUUGCGCUUGGCGAUGGGGAUGGGGUUGUGGCUGUGGCGGCCGGCUUGGCCGAGGGGUCGGGGGGGACAUUUUCGUCCGCGGCACCACGGGAGCAGCAGGUGCCCAUCGGGAAGGAGGUGGAGAGAGAGAUAGAGAGAGGGGGAGAGGAGGAUUGA